Blepharisma stoltei is the source of this 717-nucleotide messenger RNA. NCBI's taxonomy places the organism in Eukaryota, Ciliophora, Heterotrichea, Heterotrichida, Blepharismidae. The record is from the annotation of a GenBank genome assembly.
AUGUUUAGCUUUGAACUUUCAGCUGAUCAAGAAGAGCGUCUGAACUCUAUCCUCGACAAAGGAAUUGAAUCUUUUAAUCAAUCUCCAGAGAAAUUUACAGAAAUACCUAUAUCUAACUCUUUUAUUUCUGACCAAAGCACCCAACAAAUAUUUAAAUCUGAUUUGGAGGGCAUGCAAGAUAAAAUUGCUAUUCUUGAAUCAAGAGUGCAAAAUUCCCAAACCCAUAAAAGAUCAAAAAGUUCUUCUCGUUAUCGGUCUGAAUCUCCAUCUGAAUUGAUUCUUCGAAGCAUCCAUAAAUCUGAAUUAGAAAUUGAAGAGAUGGAAAGGAGCAUUAUGUCGACUUCAAGCAGCUCAAAAGAUAUCCCAUUAACUAAAAAGUCUGAUAGCUUUAAAGCUGAACUGUUCUCUGAAAGGCAAAAAAACAUACAAAAAAGAAAGGAAAACGAACUUUUGAGAAAAAAAUUAAAUCAUAAGGAAGAUUUACAAAUGAAAUUUGCAAGGCUGCAAGAAGAUUAUAAUAUUUUGAUGCAGUCGUUUGAAAGAUCGGAAAAUAUUAGGCUCAAGCAAAAAGAGGUGAUAGAGCAGCUUAAAUUAGAAAUAGUCGAGUGCGAUGAAAAAAAUAUUGAGGAAACUCCGAAAUUCAAUGAUAAAAAACAUUUUAAAAGUGUCGGAAAAGAAGGGAUUAGGAAGAGUGUGAUCAAAAAAAUACGGUCAUAG